Messenger RNA from Heterobasidion irregulare TC 32-1, 645 nucleotides. RefSeq lists its product as uncharacterized. Lineage: Eukaryota; Fungi; Basidiomycota; Agaricomycetes; Russulales; Bondarzewiaceae. The annotation marks the transcript as partial. The record is from RefSeq and is a predicted model, not a curated record. The transcript has a single exon.
AUGGCCACUCAGGUGACGCUUACCCAGCGCGAACUACUCUCCCUCUCCGCCGAAGUCCGUUCGCAGGUCAGGGAAGCCACGUCGGCACGCCGAUCACCUACCAAAGACGCCAGCAAUGUUCGGACCUUCUACCAAGAUGCCGAUCUACCCUACGCCAUCGACGAUCUCGAACCACCGACUCGACCGACCGUCUCCUCCUUCGUCAAUGUCCUGCACCAGCCGGAAACACCUCCACCUGGCGCGAUCAUCAUCCCCGACACGUACGAAACAUAUCUGAAGAGUCUACAGCCCGGUCAGGUUCCUCAGCCGUUGAUAGUCGCUAAAGAAUCUUCAGCCCUAAGGUCCAUUGUUCCCCUCGUCGAUCACCAACAGGAAGUCGAAUGCGUCAUCGAUCCGGGUUCACAAGUCAUCGCCAUGUCGGAAGGCAUUUGCAAUGAACUGGCACUCAUCUACGACCCUGAAAUCGUCCUCAAUAUGCAGUCGGCGAAUGGCGAAAUCGACCGAUCCUUGGGCCUCGCACGCAACAUCCCAUUCCUCAUCGGCGAUAUCACCUUGUACCUCCAAGUCCACAUCAUUCGUAACCCAGCCUACGACGUUCUCCUCGGUCGGCCCUUCGACAUCCUCACCGAAAGUAUCGUCAAGAAU